Molecule: messenger RNA, 835 nt
Organism: Ilex paraguariensis (yerba mate)
Lineage: Eukaryota; Viridiplantae; Streptophyta; Magnoliopsida; Aquifoliales; Aquifoliaceae
Source: the annotation of a GenBank genome assembly
CAGAAAAAGAAAGCGAGAAAGCGAAGAGUCGAACGGAGAGAGAGAGAAAGAGAUGUCAUGGGUAGUCGAUCAUCAUCUUCCCAAAGUAAAGCGAACACGUAUGUGUGUAGGAGCAAUUCUCUUUUGGUUCUUUCUCAUGCUGGUCACACCCAAACUUUCUCAUUCCCCCGAACACCACAGCUUUUCUGACAUGCGCAAUUUCUUAGGAGUUCCUAAUACACUGAAUGUGAUCACAAACUUCCCUUUCUUGAUUGUUGGUGUUCUGGGUUUUGUCCUCUGUCUCGAAGGAGAUUUCUUCAAUAUAAGUUUGAGAGGAGAGAUAUGGGGCUGGACUAUUUUCUAUACAGGGAUUGCGGCCGUAGCUUUUGGGUCUGCUUACUAUCAUCUAAAGCCUGAUAAUAGUAGAGUAACUUGGGACACAUUGCCGAUGAUGAUUGCUUAUUCCUCAGUGCUUUCUAGUCUAAUUGUUGAAAGGGCGGGGAAGAGGGUUGGAUUGACUUGCUUGAUUGGUCUCCUUAUUGUUGCUUUUAUCAGCACAGCUUAUGAAAGAAAUUUGAAUGAUCUUCGCAUGUGCAUGAUGUUCCAAUUGAUUCCAUGCAUAGCCAUUCCGUGUGUGACAUUGUUGUACCCACCGAAAUAUACUCAUUCAAGGUAUUGGCUCUUGGCAGCAGGGGUUUACCUUCUAGGGCAAUUUGAAGUCGUUGCUGACAGGAAAAUUUUCAAGGUAACUCGGUACGUUAUAAGUGGACACUCAUUGGAGCACUUGUGUGUGGCGAUGGUUCCUGGUCUGCUAACUAUUAUGCUGAUGUUAAGGAGUACUAGUAGUCCAAGGUAA